Messenger RNA from Lucilia cuprina (Australian sheep blowfly), 516 nucleotides. It is a transcript of the gene PIG-P, whose product is annotated as phosphatidylinositol N-acetylglucosaminyltransferase subunit P. NCBI's taxonomy places the organism in Eukaryota, Metazoa, Arthropoda, Insecta, Diptera, Calliphoridae. The record is from RefSeq and is a predicted model, not a curated record. The transcript has a single exon. The coding region runs from base 1 to 492 and encodes 163 amino acids.
AUGCCGGAACACACUCCAGCACCGACACCGCAUAGAGCGAUAUAUGGUUAUGCUUUUUAUCUGUUAGUUAUAGCUCUUUUUGUAUUUUAUUUUUUAUGGGCACUUCUGCCAACUAAAGAAUGGGGUUUAACCUAUCUUCCCGAUAAAUAUUUUGCUGUACUUCUUCCUAUGUUGGUUCUGGUUGGAUUAUCCUUUUUUGCAUUUUUCAUAUAUCCUGCUAUCAAUAUGUCCCUUACAGCUGGUAUCGAUGAGAUGGCCUCUGUUGUUGAUGUUCAGCUGAUAUUAAAAGGAAAAUCAAAAAUAUUUGUUCAGUCCUGGCAUGAAUUGCAACAAGAAAUGACACCAAAAAGGAAAUCCUGUAAAAAUAGUGACAAUUUCAUUGGAUAUUGUAACUAUUGUUUAGGAAAGCAUAGCAUACCUAAAGUGGAAGAUCAAAUUGACACCCUACGAUUUUUGGAUUUGGCGGAAGUGAAUAAAAAACUAUUUGAAUAAAAAUUUAUUGUUUUAUGACUUUAA